Adineta steineri is the source of this 918-nucleotide messenger RNA. Lineage: Eukaryota; Metazoa; Rotifera; Eurotatoria; Adinetida; Adinetidae. The record is from the annotation of a GenBank genome assembly.
AUGAAGUUUCAACGUCGUAUUCUUCCUCCACAUUCACCAACUUAUCUCGAAAUGGAAGAAUACACUACACCAUCAUCUUCAAGACACUCAAUAUCAAUAACCGGAUCUACAAGUGAUUUAAGUGAAUUAGGAAGUGUUUACUGUUUAUCAACUAUUAUUAAACAAAGGUCUGAUUCUUUAACAAAUCUAUUUCAUAUGUCAGAAGAUAGUACAUCAUUAUCAAAUUUAAGUAUUGCAUCAUAUUCUUUAUCCCAACAUUCUUGUGAAAAUGGUUCUUAUACAAAUCCAACAACAUAUUCAUUAAUAUCACCGGUUACUGUCUCAUCAUCACCACAACAACAACAACAGCAACAGCAACAAUUACAAACAUCUACUAAUAAUGGAUCUGAUAAAAUUUCUCGUAAACAAUAUAGUUCAUCUUAUCGAAGUUUAACUGAAGAACAAACUUCUCCAAUAAAUUAUCGUAAAGCAAAUGUGAAUAAUCCUAAUUCACGUCGUAGUGGUGAUUCUACACGUCAUUAUUAUUUUUGUUCAACAAAUCUAAGUGGUAGUUCAUCAACAACAAGUAGUCAAAAAAGUUUUCCAAUCAAAACAGCUGAAACUGUUUUAAAUACAAUUGGAAUAAAUACAUCAAAUAAUGAUUUAACUGAUAAAUGUGGUUUAAUUGCAAAUGAUGGAAAUGAUAUUGAAAAUAAUGAUGAUGAUAAUAAUAAUAUUACAAAAUCAAAUCAACAUGAUGAUACACAAAGUUUUUGUGAUAGUCAUUAUGUGGAUAGUUCAGAUGAAAAUGAAUAUGAUAUGAUAUCAUCAAGAAAUUCAUCAACGAAUCCAACACAAACUGGACGAGGUUUAAGAAAAACAGUUUUAAAUAAUGUUGAUCGUCUAUUAAAUUCUGGUAAUAAACAAAUAAAAUAUUAG